AUGGCCUCCACCAUGACCUCCAGCGCUUUCACGGGCACCAGCCUGAAGACCACCCAGGCAGCCAGGUCUAAGUCGUUUCCCAGCCUGACCAUCGUGGCCAGCGGCUCCAAGACCAACAUCUCCAAGCAGGGGCUGAACAGCGUCAAGAACAAGGUCGUGAAGCAGAACCUCAUGGGCAUAGCGCCCUCCAUGGAGAAGAAGGGCUGGGUGGACGCGCAGGGCCGCAAGGGCAAGGGCAAGGGCGUGUAUCAGUUCGCCAAGAAGUACGGCGCCAAUGUGGACGGCUACUCGCCGAUCUACACCCCCGACAUCUGGUCGGACACCGGCGACAGCUACAGCCUGGGGCCCAAGGGCCUGAUCGCGUGGUGGGUGGCACUGUUUAUCUCCCAGCAUCUAAUAUUCGCUUCAGCGCGAAGCUGA
This is a messenger RNA of Ostreobium quekettii, 420 nucleotides long. The record is from the annotation of a GenBank genome assembly. NCBI's taxonomy places the organism in Eukaryota, Viridiplantae, Chlorophyta, Ulvophyceae, Bryopsidales, Ostreobiaceae.